Anopheles arabiensis is the source of this 1937-nucleotide messenger RNA. RefSeq lists its product as uncharacterized. The transcript has 3 exons. Gene Ontology annotation, cellular component: cytoplasm. Bases 479 to 1849 code for a protein of 456 amino acids. Gene Ontology annotation, biological process: protein acetylation. Lineage: Eukaryota; Metazoa; Arthropoda; Insecta; Diptera; Culicidae. Gene Ontology annotation, molecular function: acetyl-CoA binding; N-acetyltransferase activity. The record is from RefSeq and is a predicted model, not a curated record.
AUAAAUCUUUCCGGGGGAAAUUUAAAAGCUUUCGCUGUCUAUGUCCAGUCUCCUGCUGGGCGUGGAUAAAUAAACAACGCACGCAAGGAAGAAGAGGGCGUUUGUGAGCCGAAGAGCUUCUCAGGGGUGGCAGCAUUCCCGCUGUGAAGUGAUUUGAAGACACACAUUUAAUUGUAUGUCGGUUCGGAUAAACAGCAGCAGACAAAGAACAAAGAACGGCGAGUGGCGAGCAUAUUUACAUCGUAAGAAUGUGGGCCUCGCAGAGGAGCAACAGCGCGCGUCAGCUGAUGAUAGAUUGCGAUGCUAGUUCUAGCGUGUUUGUGUAACGUAAUCGAAAGUGCUACAAAAGGGCGACGAGUGCCAAGCACGUUACGAAAUCGAACUGCUGAUCAGUCGAUUCUGAGCGAUGUAAUUGAACCACGGAACCACAUACGAUCGGUGUACGGUUCAAGAAGCAAUCGUUGAGCGUUUUUGAUGAAUGAUCAGUCCAACGAACUCAACUGGAUGUUCUUGGCUGUCUCCUUACACCAUCGAUUUCGAGCACUACGACAAGCACUACUUUGUGCUUCCGAUCAACAACAAGGACAAAUGGUACCGCACCUGCAACCGGCAGAUCAACCAGCAGUGGAAGCGCAUCCGAACCGAGCGGCUGAAGACGCUCGAACAUUCGCCGGAAAUGCCACCGAGCCUCAUCAUUGCCAGCGGCGAGAACGAUCGCGUACAGGUCAUUGCCCUGUGUUCCAUCUCGAAAAUUCCUUCCUGCGCCCGGCGCUGCCUGCUCGAGGUGAUCGCAACGCAGGAGUACCUGUACUACCUGAACAUCGAGCACAUCUUUGUGGCGCUGCGCGAUCAGCACGUGUUUCGGGCCAAGUUCCGGUUCAGCUUUACGCGCGCCCGGGCGUACGGUGCGAUACUGGAGCGUAACGAGCCGCGCGGCGUGUCCAAAUUUAUCCUCGCCAGCGAACCGCACCGGUACGUGGUGCAGCGGUACGAAUCGUCGGAGGAGGAGCUGUACGCGCGGCGACAAAACUGCUACUACUACUACUACUACAACGAGGAGGAAGACGACGACACGUAUCAGGAUUACUAUAGCUGCAAGAAGCGGAUCGCGUACGAUGGUCCACCACCACCGACCUCGAAUGAACCGUACCUGGUGGUACCGAUCCACCGGCAUCCGGAGCUGAAGGAGCAGUGCGUGCGGUUAAUAAACACCGAGUGGCCCCGGUCGCGCAUGGCCCGGUUCUGGAGCUUCGAAACAUCCACCGACACGCUGCCGAUCACGCUCGUGCUGACGCAGCUAAUCGACGAAACGGUGACCGUGCUGGGGCAUGCGAAAGUGUCGCCCGUGCCGGCCGACGACACCUCCGCCUACGUGGAAUCGGUUGUGGUGGACUAUCGCUACCGGGGACGGGGCAUCGGCACCCAUCUGAUGGAGGAGGUCGAGAAGUACUGCAAGGUGAUGAUGAACAUCAACCACAUGUACAUCGCGACGGACGGGCAGGAGGUCUUCUACGCCAAGCUGGGCUACAUCUUCUGCAAGGCGAUCAACAUCUUCGGCACGCGGUCGACGCGCAACACGGUCAGCAAGAAGCACUGGAUGCGCAAGGUGCUGUCCGACUGGGAACCGUACCCGAUGGGGUACGGGGACGAGGUGCCGAGCGAUCCGGUUGGCAGUGCGCUCGAGGUGGAGACCGGGCCGCCGCCGGAGAAGCUGUGCGUCGACCAGCUCAUCUGGAACAUUCGCAACAUCGUGUACAACCAGACGAGCGUGACGCUCCGGAAGCACAAGGCGGCGUACAAGGGCGAUGAGAUCGUGUACGAUAUGCUGCUGAAAAUGCAUGCCAUUUAGGGGGGGAGGGGGGGUUAGUUAGAAGCGCUGGGAGUUGUUGUAUUUGCAUGCGGAGAAUUAUUAAAGAAUCGUCCUGAAACACAACCUA